UGGCUCCAAUGUGGCUGGUUUCCCUGCAGUGAGUUGGGCGGCUCACGCAGACCAACGUCAGCUGAGUCCCGUCCAUUCUGGCAUGAAUAAAACUCACACAUUUACCGCAUCUAGAGAGUGAGAGUCCCCUGAAGCCAUGUGGAUUACCCCGGAGGAGGUGUUACUGGCCAACGCGCUGUGGGUAAGCGAGCGGGCGAAUCCGUACUUCAUCCUGCAGCGGAGGAAGGGACACGGGCGCGGAGGAGGCAUCACGGGUUUGCUGGUGGGUACGUUGGAUGUGGUGUUGGACUCGAGUGCUCGCGUGGCUCCAUACAGGAUCCUGCACCAGACGGGAGAGUCACAGAUCUUCUGGAAUAUUGCUUGUGGCUCGUCUCGUAAGGAGAUCACUGAACACUGGGAGUGGCUCGAGACAAACCUACUGCAGACUCUUUCCAUCUUUGACAACGACGAUGACAUUACCACCUUCGUCAAGGGCAAAAUACAGGGCAUCAUUGCUGAAGAGAAUAAAAGUGGCAAACCUCAGGAAGACGAGGAUCCCGGGAAGUUCCGUGAAGCCGAGCUGAAGAUGCGGAAGUUGUUCGGAAUGCCGGAGGGAGAGAAGCUGGUGAACUAUUACCCCUGCAGCUACUGGAAGGGCAGAGUCCCGCGGCAGGGCUGGAUCUACCUGUCCGUAAAUCACCUCUGCUUCUACUCCUUUCUGCUGGGAAAAGAGGUUUCGCUGGUGGUGCAGUGGACGGACGUCACGCAGUUGGACAAGAACGCCACGCUGGUUUUCCCCGAGAGCAUCCGCGUGAGCACGCGAGGCACUGAGCACUUCUUCUCCAUGUUCCUCAACAUCAACGAGACCUUCAAACUGAUGGAGCAGCUGGCCAACAUCGCCAUGAGACAGCUGCUGGACAAUGAGAGCUUCUCCGCCGAUCACUUGCUCCCCAAACCCUGCAAGACCCUGAAAAACGUCUCUGCACUCAAGAGGGACUUAGACGCACGUGCAAAGAACGAGCGGUACAGAGCGCUGUUCCGGCUCACACAGGAUGAGCGUUUGGAUGGGCACACCGGCUGUACGCUCUGGACGCCGUUCGCUAAGAUGCAUGUCAUCGGUCAAAUGUUUGUUUCUAAUAACUACAUCUGCUUUGCCAGUCGAGAGGAAGAUCUGUGUCAACUUAUCAUUCCACUGAGAGAGGUGACUAUAGUGGAGAAAGCGGACAGUAGCAGUGUUUUGCCGAGUCCACUGUCGAUCAGCACUAAAAACAAGAUGACCUUCCUGUUUGCCAACCUCAAAGACCGUGACUUCCUGGUACAGCGCAUCUCUGAUUUCCUGCAACGCACGCCUGACAGGCCAUGUGGUCUGAACACUCAGUCUGAGAAUCCCAGCCCGAGUACGCCGCCCUCUCUGUCCCCGUCCCCUCCUGUCCUGGGGCACGGAGAGACACCCCAAAACCAACACUACAGCCCCAGUCUGCCCACAGCCAAGAAGGGCCUACUGCAAAUCUACCAGCAGGACGUCCCGGAGGAGCUGGGGCCCAAAGUGACGAGAGAGAAGAUGAAAGAAGAAUCAUGGAACAUCCAUUUCUUUGAGUUUGGCCGGGGAGUGUGUAUGUACCGCACAUCUAAGACCAGAGAGCUGGUUCUGAACGGGAUACCAGAGAGUCUGCGAGGAGAACUGUGGCUGCUGUUCUCAGGUGCUCAGAACGAGAUGGCCACACACACAGGUUACUAUGCCAGUUUGGUUGAACAGGCGAUUGGUAAAUAUACUCUAGCGACUGAGGAGAUUGAGAGAGACCUGCACCGCUCCAUGCCUGAACAUCACGCCUUCCAGAACGAGAUGGGCAUCGCUGCUCUGAGACGUGUCUUGACCGCCUAUGCUUACAGAAACCCUAGCAUUGGAUACUGCCAGGCGAUGAACAUCGUUACAUCCGUGUUGUUGUUGUAUUGUACUGAGGAGCAGGCGUUCUGGCUACUUGUGGCGCUGUGUGAACGGAUGCUGCCCGACUAUUAUAACACUAGAGUUGUAGGAGCACUGGUGGAUCAGGGUGUGUUUGAGGAGCUCACCCGCGAGUGUUUGCCGCUGUUGUAUGAGCACAUGCAGGAUUUGGGUGUCAUCUCCACCAUCUCUCUGUCCUGGUUCCUCACUCUCUUCUUGUCCGUCAUGCCUUUCGACAGUGCGGUGCUACUGGUCGACUGCUUCUUCUACGAGGGCAUUAAAGUCAUUUUCCAGGUGGCAUUAGCUGUGCUACAUGCAAACAUGGAUCAGCUGCUGUCCUGUUCAGAUGAGGGAGAGGCCAUGACUAUUCUGGGCAGAUAUUUGGAUAAUGUUGUAAAUAAGCAGACCAUUUCUUCACCUAUUCCCCAUCUUCAUGCCCUGUUGACCAGUGGCAACAACCCUCCACCUGAGAUUGAUGUCUUUGAGCUCAUUAAAGCAUCCUAUGAGAAAUUUGGUAGCUUGCGUGCUGAUGUCAUCGAGCAGAUGAGGUUCAAACAAAGGUUAAAGGUCAUACAGUCACUAGAAGACACAGCCAAGAGGAGUGUGGUGAGAUCGAUCAUGACCGAGUCCGCUUUCAGUAUUGAGGAGUUGGAAGAAUUGUAUGUUCUUUUUAAGGCGAAGCACAUCAUGAGUUGUUACUGGGGAGCGAGCAGCACCGCGGCGGAGCGGCACGACCCGAGUCUGCCGUAUCUGGAGCAGUAUCGCAUCGACAGCGGCCAGUUCACUCAGCUCUUCUCCGCUCUGGCGCCCUGGAGCUGUGGCCUUCACACCAACACACUCUCCAGCCGACUCUUCCGCCUGCUCGACCAAAACAAAGAUUCUCUCAUCAACUUCAAAGAGUUUGUCACCGGACUCAGUGGAAUGUGUCAUGGAGAUAUGACAGAAAAACUCAAACUCCUCUACAGACUUCACCUGCCUCCUGCAUUGUGUCCAGAAGAGGCAGAGUCAGCGCUGGAGGCCGCGCAGUUCUUCACUGACGAUGACAUGCCACAGGAUCCUCUCUUCCUGUCUCAUAUGGACUUCCUGGCACAGGAAGUGACCUCAGGUGAGGAGCUGAAGGAGGCAGGAGAUGCAUUAGCGGCCGCAGACACAGAUGAGAGAAAAGAGGAGAAGCCAAAGGACUAUAAGUACUAUCUGAGAAUGUGGGCCAAAGAAAAAGAGCCAAAGAAGGAGAGCAUCAAAGAUCUGCCUCGGAUGAAUCAGGAGCAGUUCAUUGAGAUGUGUAAGACUCUCUACAACAUGUUCAGUGAAGAUCCCAUGGAGCAGGAGCUGUAUCACGGCAUCGCCACAGUGGCGAGUCUCGUGCUGCGCAUCGGAGAAGUAGGGAAGAAGUUCACCAACAACGGCAGCAAGAAAACUGAAAUCCAGCUGGCCUCAGCAGUCGACGCUCUGCAGCCGGAGAGGGAGGACUCAUCUGGGGAGGGAGGAUCCGGACAGUCUUUGGUUUCCAAGGCCCUGGCCGAGGCGCAGCUGGAGACGCCACCUCCAACAGCGGCCGGCUCCGAUGAAGAGGCCAAAGACGACACGUCUGUUUCGUCCUACUCUGUAGUGAGUGCUGGUUCGCUGCAGUGCGAGGACAUCGCCGACGACACGGUGCUGAUUGGCUGCGCGAGCCGCGACGUGGUGGAUCGGAGACGGGGCAGUCUGCCGGAUGCCGAUUGGUCGAUCACCUUUGAGCAGGUUUUAGCAUCGUUCCUGACGGAAACAUCGCUGGUCGACUACUUUGAGAAAAAAUAUGACAUCCAGAACAAGAUAACGGCAUGCAAGUCACUGAGAGCCGUGGAAAGACAGACAAGUACGUCAAGCGAUCACGAUUUCUCUCUGAACACACACUGACAUGCUCAUAAGAACACAAACACAUACAUAUUCUUGUUUUGCAUAUGUUAUGUGUGUGUGUGU
Messenger RNA from Carassius carassius (crucian carp), 3880 nucleotides. Its product is annotated as TBC1 domain family member 9B-like. The transcript has 24 exons. Gene Ontology annotation, molecular function: calcium ion binding. NCBI's taxonomy places the organism in Eukaryota, Metazoa, Chordata, Actinopteri, Cypriniformes, Cyprinidae. The coding region runs from base 137 to 3817 and encodes 1226 amino acids. The record is from RefSeq and is a predicted model, not a curated record.